UUCGCAAAGUCCCUCCUUCCAUCUUGUACUUUUACUUUCUGAAUGGUCCUUCAUGGCCACAAAUUACUUCUCUAAUCAUUCUCAAUCCCGUUUUCUCCCAAACUCAGCUCCUUCAUCCUCCCAGCAGCAGCAGCCACAACAACAACCAGCAAAUCCUCAGCCAACCCCUCGUUCUCGUCUGCCGUCUUCCAAACAUUUUUCUACAUCUGUCUCCUCAUCUCUCAACGCCGAUCGUGAACAUACAUCAGCUACUCAAGGCUCUUCCUCUAACGGGAGUACCACCAUUCACCCUUUGAAAAAUACCUGGGUAUUUUGGUUUCGCCAACAUCGCGCACCUGGUAAUAAAAUAACGAACUACGAAGAAGGUAUCAAGAAGAUAUCUUCGCUCAGCUCUGUCGAGUCUUUCUGGUCUCUCUGGACACAUCUCACUCCGCCUUCUUCACUACAACCCACCACUGAUUAUCUCGUUUUCCACUCUGGGAUCCGUCGACCAGUUUGGGAAGAUCCUUUGAACAUCACGGGCGGGAAGUGGGUUAUUCGCCUCAAGAAAGGCGUAGCAGACAGAAUAUGGGAAGACCUCGUUCUGGCUAUUCUUGGUGAACAGUUUGAUGAAUGUCGACAACCUUCUGAUGAAGUGAGUGAUGACAAUGCCGUCGCACGAAAUUGGGAGGACAGUAGCGACUCUGGGUCGGAUUUCCCGGAAAUCUGUGGGUGCACUCUUAGCGUCAGGCAGAGUGAGGAUAUUCUUAGUCUAUGGAAUCGAGUGGAAAACGAUGUCAAGGUUCGCGAAAGGAUAAGAGACACCAUGCGAAGAGUCCUCAAUCUACCUACAUCCACCAUAAUGGAAUACAAGACUAAUAACGAUUCGAUGAACAACGAUAGGUCCAGUUUUCGUAAUUCAGCAAUUGAUCGAACGCCUUACUCAUAGCAUGAGACGAAGGAAGUUUGAAGAGGCAGUGGUCUAAUGUACCUUCCUAACAUUAUGCAUAACUUGCUGUAAAUCUUUGAGGCUCCCCUCACUCUAGAUCCAUCUUGGUGGACAGUCAGAGAUAAAGUCAUGUACAAUGAUAAUUACCAUAACUAUAACCUCCGAAACCUUUACGCAAAGAUGAAGAGGUGUCGAAUCAAAGUCGUGAGGCC
Marasmius oreades (fairy-ring Marasmius) is the source of this 1140-nucleotide messenger RNA. RefSeq lists its product as uncharacterized. Gene Ontology annotation, cellular component: eukaryotic translation initiation factor 4F complex. The coding region runs from base 53 to 928 and encodes 291 amino acids. Gene Ontology annotation, biological process: translational initiation. The record is from RefSeq and is a predicted model, not a curated record. Gene Ontology annotation, molecular function: RNA 7-methylguanosine cap binding; translation initiation factor activity. The transcript is spliced from 5 exons. Lineage: Eukaryota; Fungi; Basidiomycota; Agaricomycetes; Agaricales; Marasmiaceae.